Molecule: messenger RNA, 1365 nt
Organism: Strongylocentrotus purpuratus (purple sea urchin)
Lineage: Eukaryota; Metazoa; Echinodermata; Echinoidea; Camarodonta; Strongylocentrotidae
Gene: ing3
Product: inhibitor of growth protein 3
Exons: 11
Coding region: 82-1362 (426 amino acids)
Biological process (GO): regulation of DNA-templated transcription
Cellular component (GO): NuA4 histone acetyltransferase complex
Source: RefSeq, a predicted model, not a curated record
AUCUACGUCUAAUUGUGUGUAUGUAUUGAAGAGAAUUUUCCAAAACCUAGCCUUCUAAACUUUCUGUGAAAAGUCUUCAAGAUGUUGUAUUUAGAAGAUUAUUUGGAAAUGAUUGAGCAGUUACCAAUCGAAUUGAAAGAGAGAUUCACGGAAAUGAGAGAAAUGGAUCUUCAAAUUGAAAAUUCUGUGGAUACAAUAGAAGAAAAAGUGAAGAAAUUUUUUGAGGCUGCCAAAAAAUUAAAAACUGAAUCAAAACAACAGCAGUAUGAUACAUUACGAAAGGAAUAUUAUAAACUGUUAGACAGUGCAGAUGAAAAAGUUCAAAUAGCGAACCAAGUAUAUGACACAGUUGAAAGAUAUUUACGAAAACUUGAUCAAGAAGUGAGUAGAUUCAAAAUGGAGCUAGAAGCAGAUCAUGCGGGUAUUACAGAGGUUCUUGAGAGAAGAUCUUUAGAAUUAGAUAGUUCACAGCCUAUGAAGUCAGGGUCCGCAAAGUCAGACAAGAGGAAGGUCUCCCACGAUAACCAUGUAGACAAACGGGUAAAUGCAGACAAGAUCCUGUCCACCUUGGCUACCAAUGCAGUGCAGGACAUCGCACCAUCACGGAGUAGUAGUCUAAGUUCCAAUAGCAAUUCCCUUGUGAAUUCCAGGGAGAGUUCAGGCAACUCUCAACCAUCCUUACCCUACAGCCUGGAUAAUGUGGGUUCAAGUAGCGCAAUAGCUAUGGCUGCAGCACAGGCUGUCUCAAAUACGUUACAUAUGCAGCAAGGAAGGAGAACAGCAAGCUUGAAGGCCAGCUAUGAAGCUAUAAAGUCUGGGGGUUACUCUGGGCUUGGUACGUUAGGCAGGGACUUCACCUAUGGAAACACUUCGACCUCAGAUGGAGUCCCAUCAUCCUCUUCCUCAAGCACUAAAUCUAGCCGCCACAGAAACAAGAAGAGGAAAAAGGGUAGCAGCAGUUUAGAUUUACACAAGAGUUCAUCCAGUUCCACCAGUCAGCAGCAGCAGCAGCAGACACAGCAGCAGACACAGCUGCAGCAGCAGCAGCAAGGGGUAGAACUGACUCCUCUCACAGAACCUUUAACAGAACAACCUGCUGAAGAUACCACAACGACAUAUGAUUGGACCUUUGAUCCAAACGAACCUAGAUACUGCUUGUGUAACCAGGUGUCUUAUGGUGAAAUGGUGGGAUGUGAUAACCCCAAGUGUCCAAUCGAAUGGUUCCAUUAUGGCUGCGUAGGGAUCACCAAUCCGCCCAAGGGUAAGUGGUUCUGUCCGCAGUGUGCCUCUGCCAUGAAACGUAGAGAAAAGAAGGACACACCAUCGUCAUCAUCAUCAUCGUCCUCUCACAAGCAGAAAUGACUA